This is a messenger RNA of Helianthus annuus (common sunflower), 1782 nucleotides long. RefSeq lists its product as uncharacterized. The record is from RefSeq and is a predicted model, not a curated record. Bases 1 to 1782 code for a protein of 593 amino acids. Gene Ontology annotation, biological process: mRNA splicing, via spliceosome. The transcript has a single exon. Lineage: Eukaryota; Viridiplantae; Streptophyta; Magnoliopsida; Asterales; Asteraceae. Gene Ontology annotation, cellular component: nuclear speck. Gene Ontology annotation, molecular function: RNA binding.
AUGGUGGGGAAGAUCAUCAAGUUCUUUGUCUCUAAUCUCCCAGAAGGUUGCACCCCAUGGGAGCUUAGGAGAUGUCUGGAAAGCUUCGGAGUGGUGGCGGGGACGUAUGUUGCGAAGAAGAGAGACAAGGGUGGGUGUAGAUUUGGUUUUGUCUCUUAUAAAGACGUUAGGGAUAAGGAGGAGUUGGAGAAAGCUUUGAGGGGGGUGAAGAUGGGGGAUUGUAAGCUCAAAGUUAACGUGGCCAGAUUUGCAAUGGAAAAUGCGGGAGUUGAAGGGACAUCGGUGGGAGGCGUUCAGGCCACCAAACCUUUUGUUGCAGGGGUAAACUAUGCAGCUUUUGGUGGUAAGGACGGUAGGUCGUACAGUGAGGUGGUGGGGGCUAAGAGGUCAGGAGGAGAAUCCAGUAGGGGAGGUGGCAGUGUCCAAGUCAAGUCGAUGGAUAGGGAAGAGGAAAGGUCCGUGGUGGUUCCGGACAGAAUGGUAGCUUUUCAGGAAUUAAGGGGCUUGGCUGUAGUGGGUAGGACAGCCAACUUGGAGACCUUGGUGGAUUUCGACAAACUCUUGAGGAUUGCUAAAAUUGGUUUCAAAAACAUUCAAUAUUUGGGUGGGUUAUCUAUUUUGGUGUCGUUUGAGAAUUCAGAAGGAGCGAGGUCUUUCCUUAGUUCGAAGAAAGUGUGGGAACCGUGGUUCUCGAAACUGGAGUCAUGGGAAGGGCAGGCGUUACCGUUGGAACGAGUGAUUUGGCUGAAGAUUUCAGGGGUGCCGUUACAUUUACUGAAUCCAGAGAUUCUUGACAUGGUUGGUGGGGUGUUCGGGAAAGUGUUAUAUGUGAAGAAGUCGUUCUUGGAGGAGAAGGAUUUGUCUGUGACCAGGGUGGCGGUGCUCGCUGGUGAGGCGUAUAGGGUUAGGGAGAUGAUCAAAGUUGUUUGGAAGGAUAGAUCUUUCAGGGUCUGGGUUGAGGAAGAAGCUGAAGACUGGAUUCCCGACUGUUUACGUUUUGGCGAGAUGGAUGUGGAUGGAAGCUCAUCUCCAUAUUCGGAUGAGCCUGUUGCGAAUACGGCGGGGUCUUCCCCACUGGCCUCGUCUCCGGUGGUGGAGUGCUCGGAGAUGGGCAGUCAGGGAGUUGUGGAGGGGGGUAUCGAAGGGUCAAAAUCGGAAGGAGAGCAGGAGGCUGUUCGAAAGGCGGCGGGCGCGGGCCCCAAUGGCGUGGGUGAUAUGGGGAAUGUCUUUAAUUAUGACUCCUUCUUGGGUAAUGCGAGCGGGUCCCCAUCUGCAUCUUUAAAAAAGAAAAAAGGUUUGUUUGUCUUUAGUGCACGUAAGAAGUCUAAGAGACAAAGGAAAGGGGUUUCGUUAAAUAAGGGGAGCCCACUGGGCCAGUUGGACUCUAGUGAAAAAUCCAGGCCUUGUAAGAGAAAUAGAUCAGACCUCGAAGAGAAUAGUGACCCGUUUUCUCUUGACAAAUUUCUUGGCCCAACUUAUCUCAACAGUAAAUCAGGGGGUGAGGAUAAGGUCUCGAGGGUCGGUGGGGAAGAUUUAUCUCCUGAUGCGGUCGGUGGCGUGCCUUUCGAUCUAAACCACAGGGCCGAUGCGGACCUGGCUUCUUCGUCAAAUAGGCAGGGAGAAGGGAUGGAGGGUAACUCCGGUGGUGGGAGCGGUGAUGUGGAUCAGGAGGUCAGGGUUACUGUUUGUUUAGGGGUCCGAAUUGGAAUGGAGCUGAACGGGAAAGAGGAUCUCAUCAAGAGAGUUGUUCAAGGAUCAGGUAUUAAUGUGGUCCAAUCAUGA